Molecule: messenger RNA, 13916 nt
Organism: Coregonus sp. 'balchen'
Lineage: Eukaryota; Metazoa; Chordata; Actinopteri; Salmoniformes; Salmonidae
Source: the annotation of a GenBank genome assembly
AUGAAUCCCUCUGCCCUAGCCCAGUCUGCCCCCCUGCUCCCAAGCCUGGACCCCGGGGGGACGGUGAAGCUGGGGGGGUCCGACAUGGAGCUGCAGAAGAUGCUGAUCGACGAGCGGAUGAGAUGUGAGAACCAUAAGACUAACUACCAGACACUCAAGGCUGAACAUACCAGGUAACAGCCCGGGAGAAGUAUGUGUGUGUGUGUGAUGUGUGCACAUUUGUAUACCUCUCCUCCACUAUGUUGUCUGUCCCAGGCUGCAGGAUGAGUUUACCCGGGGGCAGGUGGACCUGAAGCGUCUCCUCAGUGACAAGCAGACUGUCCAGGAGAAACUGCAGCUGCUGCUGGCUGAACUCAGAGGAGAGAUGCUGGACAAGACCAGGGAGCUGGAGGAGCUACGACUACAGGUACUGGAGCUAGUCCAUAGAAAACACACCUACUGACCUAUGACUACGCUAGUGUCCCUUUGUGUAUGGCAGUGUUUACAGCAGUCGGUUUGUUUUGUAAGGUGCUGACCCCCCAGCGGUUGGAGCUGUUGAGGGCCCAGGUGCAGCAGGAGCUGGAGGGGCCUGUCAGAGAGCGCUUCAACAAACUAGAGGAGGUGAGCCUCGCCCCCCAGAACGCUUCUGUCUGUUCUCUAAUGCUAUUUACUGUUCUCUACUGCUCCUGGCUGCUUUUAACCACCUUUGACUGCCUCUGCUUCUGUUUUUUUAUACUUUGUACUGCUUUUAUCCAGCUUCAGCUGCUAUUGAUAGCUUUUUACUGUUUCUGACACUUUAGCUCCACCGUGCUCUCGAACUGUCACAGCUGUAAGUGCCAUCUCCAUAGCAACUGAGAACUAAGCGUUGAAUGUUUUUGAGGGCAGAGAAGAGUGGGCCAUCACACUUAACACUGUCAGAUUAUUGACAAUGAAAAAACAGUACAUCAAAUUAAACUUUCUCUGUUUCUCCUCCUUGAUUAUAACCAGCCCUCUUCUCUCUGUGUUCCCUGCAGGAGACUGAGAAGUACAGGUCUGAGUAUAACAAGCUGCGGUACGACUACACCUUCCUGAAGUCUGAGUUUGACCACCAGAGAGAGGAGAGCGCUCGCAUACUGGAGGAGAAGAAGAUCCGCUUUGAUGCUGAGGUGUGUGUCCGUGCGUGUGAGAGAGAAUGUAAAAAAAAAAAAAAAAAGUGAGAUCUGAUAUGUUUGUCUUUCGAUAUACACUACAUUACCAAAAGUAUGUGGACACCUGCUCAUCGAACAUCUCAUUCCAAAAUCAUGGGCAUUAAUAUGGAGUUGGUCCCCCCUUUGCUGCUAUAACAGCCUCCACUCUUCUGGGAAGGCUUACCACUAAAUGCUGGAACAUUGCUGCGGGGACUUGCUUCGAUUCAGCCACGAGCAUUAGUGAGGUCGGGCACUGAUGUUGCGGCGAUAAGGCCUGGCUCGCAGUCUGCGUUCCAAUUAAUCCCAAAGAUGUUCGAUGGGGUUGAGGUCAGGGCUCUGUGCAGGCCAGUCAAGUUUUUCCCCACCGAUCUCGACAAAUCAUUUCUGUAUGGCCCUCACUUUGUGCACGGGGGCAUUGUCAUGCUGAAACAGGAAAGCGCCUUCCCCAAACUAAUGCCACAAAGUUGGAAGCACAGAAUCGUCUAGAACAGGGGUGUCAAACGUCCGGCCCGCGGAAAAAAUGCGCUGCAAUUUUUCAAUAAAAUAAACUGCUGUUCCAAUUGCGUCCACUGGAUGGCGCAAUUGUGUUAAGCAAGCAAACUGUUUAUACCGGGGCAGAGCAAGUAGGUCAAGCACGUGCAGCCAAUGAGCUACUUUGUUUUGCCCGCAAUAUUUAUUACGGCUUCUACUUUUAACAUUAUGUGCUUUGGCACCCUCAUUGCCCCAAUAUGUCUCUGUCAAAAAAGAGAAAAGUGGACGCAGAGUGCAGAGUGUUCCAAGAAAAAUUGUCAUCCUAUUUAUUCACGGAAUUGAAUGGGAAAGCUGUAUGUUUGGUGUGUUCAGAGCAUGUUACAGUGCUGAAAGAAUAUAACCUUCGUCGCCACUAUGUGAGUCUUCAUGCCGACAAAUAUGACAACUUUCAAGGACAGCGGAGAUGAGAGAAGGUGAAUGAACUGUUGGCGGGUCUGAAGAAACAGCAGUCUGUGUUUACUCACAGCCGAGACAUCAGUGACGCUGCAGUGAAAGCUAGCUACCUCAUUGCUAAUGAAAUCGCAGUGGCUUCAAAACCAUUUAGUGAGGGUGAAUUUGUAAAAACAUGCAUGAUGAAGGCAGCGGAGAUUGUGUCCCCUGAAAAGCGGCAGGCUUUUGCAAAUAUCAGCCUGACAAGAAACACAGUUGCAGACAGGAUUUCCGAUCUUUCACUGGAUUUGGACAGCCAGUUGAAGCAAAAAGUAAAGUCAUUUAUUGCGUUUUCGGUUGCAAUUGAUGAAAGCACGGACAUUACAGAUGUUGCACAACUGGCCAUUUUCAUCCCCGGAGUUGAUGACACAUUGACCGUCACCGAGGAGUUCGUGGAGUUGGUGCCGAUGACAGAUACAACGACAGCAGCUGAUAUUUUUACCGCACUCGUCGGCGCGCUGGACAGGGUCGGAGUGGACUGGUCCCGCGCUGUCAGCCUGGCUACAGAUGGUGCGCCCUCAAUGAUCGGGAAAAAAGCAGGCGUUGUGACAAAGUUCAGAGAGAAAGUGCAAUCUGCAAAUGGAGGACGUGAUCUUUUGACUUUUCACUGUAUUUUGCACCAGGAGGCUUUGUGUUGCAAGUCAUUAAAGAUGGAUAACGUCAUGAAGGUGGUCAUUCAAACUGUUAAUUUCAUCCGAUCCAGAAGCCUGAAUCACCGUCAGUUUGACAGCCUUCUCAGAGAGAAAGACCACAUCUAUGGCCUGCCAUACCACACUGAGGUAAGAUGGUUACGCCGAGGUGCUGUGCUGAGGCGUUUCUUUGAUUUACGAGAAGAAAUUGAACAGUUCAUGGAAGAAAAGGGCAAACCAGUGUUAGAAUUUCAUUCCGCAGAAUGGAUGCAGGACCUUGCAUUUAUGGUGGAUGUUACAGAGCACCUGAAUAACUUGAACAAACAGCUGCAAGGGCGCAACAAAGUUGUCACGCAGUAUUAUGACAGCAUACGUUCUUUCAAGUUGAAGCUGUCAUUGUGGGAGACGCAACUUGCCGGUGGUGAUGCAGCUCACUUCCCCUGUCUGAAAAAUGUGUGCGCGACCCAACAUGUGGCAGACAUGAAGCGGUUCAAAGAUAAAAUAACGGGACUGUUACGGGAGUUUGAGCAACGCUUUCAGAUUUAUGUUUAUAUGUUUUUAUGUUGAUGUGCUAUUGUUUUUAAUUGAUUUUAUUUGUAUAUUUAACCUAUUCUUGACUCUGUGGUUCUUGCACUUGUUUGGGGAACAGGAUUUCAUUAUUUUUAUCUACAUUUCUGCCUGAGAAAUGACACCCUGAUAUAGUUCUGUGAUCUGUGAAACAGUUCUGUUAAUCACUGAGGCAUUGUGUGUUUGUGUGUUCUUUGUCCUCAGAACUUUCAAAUAACUUGAGGUGUUUUAUGAUUAAUAGUGAUGUUGUGCUUGUACUAUUUGGACACACUGUCCUCAGGCUCCAGCUUUAUGUUGUAUGUUGAUCGUAUUAAAACAAAGAAAACAAUCUGAAGUUGUUGUUUUUAAGUUAUAUAUACCAUGAUUUUUCCGGUCCGGCCCACUUGGGAAUAGAUUUUCCUCCAUGUGGCCCCUGAGCUAAAAUGAGUUUGACACCCCUGGUCUAGAAUGUCAUUGUACGCUGAAGAGCUAAGAUUUCCCUUCACUGGAACUAAAGGGCUUAGCCCGAACCAUGAAAAACAGCCCCAGACCAUUAUUCCUCCUCCACCAAACUUUACAGUUGGCACUAUGCAUUCAAGGAAAGCCCCCGGGCCAAACCCUCCCCUAACCCGGAUGACGCUGGGCCAAUUGUGCACCGCCCUAUCGAACCCCAGGCUGUAGUGACGCCUCAGCACUGCAAAGCAGUGCCUUAGACCGCUGCGCCACUCUGGAGGCCCAGACGUUGCUCUUCUGAUAUGUUGUGUGUUCAGGUAUCACGGCUGGAAAGGGACAGAGAGGAGCUGAUGGCCCAGUAUCAGGGCACAGACCCGUCUAGAGAUGGUAAACGCGUGGAGUCUCUGCUGAGAGAGAAGGCCCAGCUCCACCUGCGUCUGAAGGGCCUGGAGGCUGAGGUGGCUGAGCUUCGGGCACAGAGGGACAACUCUGGCCAGCAAGCUGAGAACGUGCAGCGCAUCCAGGUCCGCCAGUUCGCAGAAUCCCAGGCUGCAGCCAAGUCUCUGGAGGUAAGAAACUUGUGGUCUCGGUAUGUCAGUCAAUCUUUAACUGUUACUGUCACUUUGAAACUUAAGCUUCAUGAUGAAAUAAAUCUGUUGAUGGAGUAAGUCCUAACUUAGGUAGAAUGUCUUUACUGUGUGUGCUUGAUUGAUUUGUGGAAUAAUUAAUACAUUGAUUGUGUUUCAGGCAGAGAGGCAGUCACUGCGCCUGCAGUUGGAGCGUCUGGGGAGUGAGUUGCAGCUGAGUCAUGAACAGAACACCCAGCUGACCGGCAGACUGCACAAGGCUGAGAGAGAGGUCAACACUCUCACCAGCCAGGUCAGUACCCAUAUGACCUCUGACCCCUAAUACUUAACCUCUAACCACAGAGGUCAUCAGCUGUGUUACUCAUGCCUUGCCUCUCGUAAAAAUAGAUAUUUUUGGUCUUCUUUUUGUUGUUGGUCAUUUAGUAGAUGCUCUUAACCAGAGCAACUUACAGUCCACACCAUAACCCCUUACAUCAUUAGGUUGCUGUGUGCUCAUUCUAGUCUCUCAUCUGUUUCUCUCAGAUGGAGGGCAUGAGGCACUCCCACAAGCUGGAGGUGGCCAAUGUGAAGCUGGAGUGUGCCAGGUCUAGAGGGGAGGUGGAGAGGGAGAGAGACACACUACAGGGACAAAUGGAAGGUAACUCUGCAAAAAAGCUCCUCGUGUGUUUUGAGUAUACAUGUACUGUACAUCACACUCAUUUUAGUCUGCAAACUUAACUCUUUCCUUCCUUUCUCCCUCCCUCGCUUUCUUCCUUCAUCUCCUUCAACUUUCUCUCUCUCCCCCUUCCUUUCUUCUCUCUCUCUCUGUCAGGUAUGCAGUCUGAUGUGGAGGUGUUGAAGGGGACGGUGGAGAGACAGAAGGAGGUGCUGGCUGAGAGGGAGAGGGAUCUCGUCCGGAGGGUGCAGGCCGCUCGCGAGGAGGAGUUCCACAAAACCGCUACCGUGCAUGAGGAGAAGUGAGGAUCUCUCUCUCUCGACAUACACACUGUCUCAGACUACUUUGUUGAAGUUGUGUACAUCGAUCGUGUGUGUGUCCACAGGAGGUUGGUGGCACCUUAAUUGGGGAGGGCGGGCUCGUGGUAAUGGCUGGAGUGGAAUGGUAUAAGACACAUGGUUUCCAUGUUUGAUGCCAUUCCAAUUGUGACGUUCCAGACAUUUCUAUGAGCCGUCCUCCCCUCAGCAGUCCACUGGUGUGUGUCUAUAUAAUAUGUGUGUGUGUGUGUCCUCAGGUUGGUGCUGGAGGAUCGUCUGGCUGAGCUGGAGCAGCAGAGGGCGCUGCAGGAUGCUGCUGCCAACGCCCAGAAAGAGGAGUGGGAGGAGCGUCUCCGUGGCGCCCAGCUGGGGGAGGAGUCUGCCCGUAAGGAAUUGCAGAACCUCAGGUUAGUAAGAGGUGUGUUACUGUACCUGUGUAUAGUAUGCAUUACUAAUAUACAGUAUGCAUGACCCUUUGUGUGUUAAUGAGCCUUUGUGUUUUGCAUGUGUCAGGACUAAACUGCAGCAGCAGGGCUCUCAGCUGGAGGAACUGGAGAGACAGAAGACAGAGAAUGCUGACCUGAGACAGGUACUAAACUGCCUGAGGCUCAGCGCCUGACUGACAUUCCAUUUUUAUUGCCCUUUCAACAUUGAUUGGCUGAUGUUAAUGUCCAAACAACAUUGAGUUGACCACGUACCUGUCCCUCCCUCUCACAGCAGAACCACGAGCUGGGGGUGCAGCUGGGGACGUUGUCCCACUCCGAGGCUGAGCUUCUGGAGGCCAACCAGCGUCUGAGGGACACCCUGGAGAGGGCCCGGGAGGACCUGAGGAGCGCCCGCUCACAAGCUGAGAGGACCCAACACGAAGCCGAGAGGUACAACACAUCACCUUUAUACUGUGGUCUGUAUACAGUAUGGAUAUGCUGUCUAUGUCAAGAGUAGGAGGAAUAGAACAGUUAGAAAUGAUACUGUUGGAACCAUCAAGUGGUUUCUAUUCUAACCAUCCUCUUUCUCUCGCUCUCUCUGCAGAUUGGUGGAGGAGCGUCGUGUGGAGUGGUUAGAGGAGAAACACAAACUGCAGGAGAUGGAUGCAGAGCUGCAGGAGAAGUACGGCCAGGCUAAGGAGAAACUACAAAGGGCCGCGCUGGCACAGAAAAAGGUACCUGUCCUCUUUUCGCUACCUCCUCCUUUUUCCCAUCCUUUUCCCCAUCCUCCUUUCACCUCCAUCUUCACUUUUCUUCCCUUCGUCCUUUGCUCCUCUUCCUCCCUUUUCUGAUGUCUCUCUGACCUCUAAAUCUCUCUCUGUGUCUUUUUCUAGAGGAAAAACAUGACCGAGAACAAGGAGAAGAGAUACCAGGAUAAGAUCCAACUACUGGAGGCUAAGAUGGCAGAGCUGGAGCUACAGACCAGCUCAGCCAAUAAGUAUGUAUAUAUUCUUUCUGUGUCUGUUAAUGACUGUGUGUGUGUUUUAACACCAAUAUGUGUGUUCCUCCCCAGGCGUCCCUCCUACACAGAGGAGCAUGCCCACCUCAACAGACGACUGAAGGAGCUGCAGCGCCGACACAGCGAGUUCCGACGCCUCCUAUUGGGCAACCAGGUGACCUCUGCCACAGGCCCCGCCCUCAUGACCUCCACCCCCGGCCUCGGCCCUAUCUCCAUCCUCGUACCCGGGUCUGAGGGGCCUAGCCUUCACGUGAGUACACUGAAGCCGGGUACAUUCUCAUAUACCUCAUCACCUUGGUGAUCACAGAUCAGGGCCAGUCUCAGAGUAGGAGUGCUGAUAUAGGAUCAGUUUUACUUUUAGAUCAUGAUGAAUAACAUUAUGUGGACAGGGGGGGGUCUGGUCCUGAAAGGAAUAGCUAGGUGAGAGCAUCCUGUCAGGCUGUAUCACCGCCUGGUACGGCAAUUGCACCGUCCGCAACCGCAGGGCUCUCCAGAGGGUGGUGCGGACAGCCCAACGCAUCACCGGGGGGCACACUGCCUGCCCUCCAGGACAUCUACAGCACCCGGUGUCACAGGAAGGCCAAGAAGAUCAUCAAGGACCUCAGCCACCCGAGCCAUGGCCUGUUCACCCGGAUAACAUAGAGAUGGUACAGGUGCAUCAAAGCUGGGACAGAGAGACUGAGAAACUGCUAGGCCAUCAGACUGUUAAAUAGCAAUCACUAGCCGGCCUGCGGCCAGUACCCUGCCCUGAACCUUAAAGGCGCUGCAUGGUCAUUCCGACGUCUGCAUUGGCCAUGCAGCAUUUACGGUGAAAUGGCCUCUGUAGAAGUCAGGGCAUUCAUACUUCUUGUGCUUCACCAAGCAGCGCAGAGCUGUUGUGAAGGAAGUUGUCAAGGAAGUGAGUUUGUGUUUAUAAAGGACCUCCUGCCCUCACCUACCGUCAACCAAUCAUGUCACUGCAGAGCUAUACGGAGCCCUCCGCAUUGUUACAAAAUUUGAGAGGCGCACGGCGAUAUGGUACGGAGCUCAAGUUGGCCUCUGCGUGCCUCCCGAGGCUCCGCAAUUGCGUCAUACCAUCCAUAUGGUGCCUCUGACCACAUUUUCGGAUCAAGCAUAAAUUGGCUCUUAGAGACUGCUGCCCUAUGUCCAUCAUCAUUUAACACUGGUCACUUUAAUAAUGUUUACAUGCUGUUUUACUCACUUUGUUUAUACUUCUAGUCAUGGCUCAUCCUAUAUAAUUUUUCAAUUUUUCUGGAUUAUGUGUCCAUUUCACUGCACCUGCAAAUCUGUGUACUUUUCUGUCCCUCCUCUCUCUCGCUCAGGAGGAGCAGCACCAGAGAGAGUUAUCACUGCUGCGUCGGAGGCUGGAGCAGUUAGCCUGUACUCAGCAGCAGCAGAUGGAGGAACUGGGGCCUCCCAUGGACAGGAGCAGGGGCUCUGGCCUGCACGACUCUUGCCCUGAUCUCUGACCUCCCCACUCGGACCCCCAGAGAGUGAGCUUGACCUUCACCAUAAACUAUGAGAUAUAGGAUUUAUUACUCCCUAAAAGUGUGAUGUUUGGUGAUGUAUGAUCCUAUUCUAAUUGAAUCAGUGAGAUCUCAAAUAUUAUAUUAAAAACAUUUAGAUUUUAUUGGCACAAAACGUAUCAAAUGUAAAGAGAAAGAACUACAUGCAUUCAAUGUUUACAUUCCUUGGUGAGUAACGGUACUGGAGUCCUUCCAUGCCUUGACUGUUGAUGCCUAUGUAAAGAAUGAUUUCAAUGGCUAACAAGUGACUUCCUCAGAGUUUUAAUUGACUGUUGUGAGAUUUGUAUCAAAUGUUUACACUAAGGCCAUCACUCUGAAACUUUAAAAGCGUGAGUCCCAAAGGCAUUCUGGCUGAACAAGAAAUGGUUUUAUGUGUUAAAAAAGGUUGGGUUAAUGGCUCUAAAGAGCUGUGACUUGCACAACAUUUAUACAACUUUUUUGUAAUGUUAUUUCAAGAUGUAUGUGUUUUUGUAUUUGCAAUUCAUACAAAUACAUUUUUAUGACUUUUUUGUGUGAACCAUUAGCACUAGAACCGCUGAAGUCUUCUUUAGUCUUUCAGCUUCAGUUGAGGAAACAAAAGUCCCAGCUUCAGAAUAAGAGUAUAUUCCCUGCUUCUGGAUAAAUGUCUGGCUGGAAUUUGACCAGCUAAUUUCUGCCAUCAUUUGGUUCAUCCCAGUAAUCUGAAAAGCCUCUCUCGUUUUUUUAUAAAAUUGUAAAUCUCUAUGUAGUCUCCUGACAUAUUAGUCUUUGAAUAGCAAAGCGGGGUGGACAUCGGUCCUUAGAACAGCUUUCUGGCCUUCAGCAUGUCGAAGGGGAGGGAGUGAGCUCAGUUCCAGGAACAGCUCUUGAGGCUGUCAAACAGGCUCUUCACGUGCUGCAGUUGCUCCUUCAACUCCACGGGGGCGCCAUUCUCAUCCAACUUCAGUUUAAUCUGCCAGGGAGACACCACACAUUCAAUUGUUUUGUUUACAUGUGGGCAAACAAAAAAAGGCCAGCUUGUGUCCAUAAAUUUAAGACAUCAGCCAGUAGCAAUAUGCCACAAUGGGGGAUUAUCAAUCCACACUAGGUCUAGGCAUAUGUUUAAACUCUAUGUGGCAUAGGUAUGGUCAGCUGCUAUUGUGGAGCUCAAAACAGUAGAUCACUACAAAAUGAAGAACUGAAAACCAGCCUAAUCACCACCCCACAUAGAAGUGGCAUAGGCUGUGUUUCAUGCUACGCUACGCUAUGCUCUGCCACUGCAGUUCUCAUUUCCCACAAACUAGGCUUUGUGCCAGGCAGCUUUACAGUUACACAGUGAUCAUGUGAUGUUGGCCUGAACAACAGCUUUUUCAAGAUUUUUAGUCCUGGUUGAAGUGAUUAGACAGUGCAGGGGAAGUGUGAAGUUUAUGGGAAAAAUCAUGAAUGCCAAUUAAGGGGAGAGCUAGACAGAUGGACAGACGGUUUACCUCAUCAAAGUACCGCUGCAUGUAUUUGUAGAGUUCACGGAGGGCAGCUGAUUCAUUGAAUUCGUUUUCAUGUUUCUAAUGAAACAAAAAUAUAAAUGUAAUGUCCUUAAAGCACAAUAUCAAAAUAAUUAUUUAUUAGAAAGCUGAACCACUAGAGGGGCAGUACCUUUGACUCCUUGUGCAGGAACUCCUUGAACUCAGCGCUGCUGAUUGGUGGCUGGUCCCUGACCUGCUUGUAGUAGGCCCUCACUUCCUGCUUGUACUGAGCGAUAUCUUUGGCAUAGAGCAGUUUAUUGGUUGGGUCAUGCUGGAACAGAGAGAGGGUAGAAGAGUCAUGUCAAAUCUAGGUGAUAGGUGUCCUUACCUUUUGAGCUUCUAGCAUUGUCAAUGCCAGGUAUACUAAGAGGCCUGCAAGUUAUGAGACCGGCAUUAUACCUAUCGCAGACAUUUCCAUUGGCUGCUAGUGCUGAGCGUUUAACUGACAUUUUUCGUUUUUAAAUAACUAAAUUGAUCGACGUCGGUUCAAUUAUUUGAAUUCCAUUUCGUUCGUUUUUUUCUGUGAGCUCAAUGCGUAGUUUCUCUAGCGAUAAAUCAGAUCAAGCCUGAUCUGUGCGAUGUAGUAGGGAGUUGUAGUUUCCAACAGGCCAAUAUUCUACAUAGUUUACUGCAAAAAACGUAAUUAACUACAAUGACAAUCCAUUGUGAUCAUACUUGUCCUGUAUUUGGGAGGCAGACACAAAAAGGGAGAUAAGAGAGACAAGCAAUGUUGGCGCUAAUUUUUUGCGGCACUGAGCAAAUUUGUGGUAUUGUGAGUGGAAACGUGAAAGCUUUUCAAAGACCGCUUGAAAUGUAGCCCACAUGUUUUGUGCUCUUGUAGGAAGCAGUACUCCCCAUUGCUGACCUAUACUUAUCUAUAACUACGCUAACUGGCAAAGAAUAUGAACAAAUGUUCACAUGAGCAGCUCUGAACUGACCUUAAAAACGCAUUCAUUCACUAGCGGGUGAUUGAAAGACCCCUAGUGGGCUACCCACCAAUAUAAUUCUACUCCAUGGGGCUCUGCCUACAACAAAAUCACAGCCUCAAUCUUACAAAGUUAGAUUUGUUUGUUGCAUUGAAAAGGGGCUGAUAUAAUGUUGAAUCGAUCACAGAAAAAACAUUGAUCUAUAUAGUGCAAACUAAUGAGGUGAACUCAAUGAAGUUCUAUCUCUUGCGUCUCUGCGGCCUGGCAUUUCUUCUGCGCAGCAGUCCUGGAGGAGGUGCGGGCCUAGCGUGUGCAGUUUAGAGGGAACAUUGGAGACAAGACGAUUGAGGUAUCUCUACCUGAAAAUACCUGAUCUAAGUGAUUGAUAGUUGGUAUUCAGCAGUCAUAAAAGUAUGCCUUAUUUACUUUGAAGAACUACUAACAUAGUGAUUUUGUCAGACCGCAGCUCUAUACAUUUUAGUCAUUUAGCAGACGCUCUUAUCCAGAGCGAUUUACAGGAGCAAUUAGGGUUAAGUGCCUUGCUCAAGAGCACAUUGACAGAUUUUUCACCUAGUCGGCUCGGGGAUUAGAACCAGCUACCUUUCGGUUACUGGCCGAACGCUCUUAACCACUAAGCUACCUGCCGCCCAUAGAGACAAGAUGAUGACUGGGAAUGAAAUCCUAAAGUCAUCAAAUAAAACAGAUGUAUUAAACAACUGAAAUACAGUGGGGAAAAAAAGUAUUUAGUCAGCCACCAAUUGUGCAAGUUCUCCCACUUAAAAAGAUGAGAGAGGCCUGUAAUUUUCAUCAUAGGUACACGUCAACUAUGACAGACAAAUUGAAUUUUUUUUUCUCCUGAAAAUCACAUUGUAGGAUUUUUAAUGAAUUUAUUUGCAAAUUAUGGUGGAAAAUAAGUAUUUGGUCACCUACAAACAAGCAAGAUUUCUGGCUCUCACAGACCUGUAACUUCUUCUUUAAGAGGCUCCUCUGUCCUCCACUCAUUACCUGUAUUAAUGGCACCUGUUUGAACUUGUUAUUAGUAUAAAAGACACCUGUCCACAACCUCAAACAGUCACACUCCAAACUCCACUAUGGCCAAGACCAAAGAGCUGUCAAAGGACACCAGAAACAAAAUUGUAGACCUGCACCAGGCUGGGAAGACUGAAUCUGCAAUAGGUAAGCAGCUUGGUUUGAAGAAAUCAACUGUGGGAGCAAUUAUUAGGAAAUGGAAGACAUACAAGACCACUGAUAAUCUCCCUCGAUCUGGGGCUCCACGCAAGAUCUCACCCCGUGGGGUCAAAAUGAUCACAAGAACGGUGAGCAAAAAUCCCAGAACCACACGGGGGGACCUAGUGAAUGACCUGCAGAGAGCUGGGACCAAAGUAACAAAGCCUACCAUCAGUAACACACUACGCCGCCAGGGACUCAAAUCCUGCAGUGCCAGACGUGUCCCCCUGCUUAAGCCAGUACAUGUCCAGGCCCGUCUGAAGUUUGCUAGAGUGCAUUUGGAUGAUCCAGAAGAGGAUUGGGAGAAUGUCAGAUGAAACUAAAAUAUAACUUUUUGGUAAAAACUCAACUCGUUGUGUUUGGAGGACAAAGAAUGCUGAGUUGCAUCCAAAGAACACCAUACCUACUGUGAAGCAUGGGGGUGGAAACAUCAUGCUUUGGGGCUGUUUUUCUGCAAAGGGACCAGGACGACUGAUCCGUGUAAAGGAAAGAAUGAAUGGGGCCAUGUAUCGUGAGAUUUUGAGUGAAAACCUCCUUCCAUCAGCAAGGGCAUUGAAGAUGAAACGUGGCUGGGUCUUUCAGCAUGACAAUGAUCCCAAACACACCGCCCGGGCAACGAAGGAGUGGCUUCGUAAGAAGCAUUUCAAGGUCCUGGAGUGGCCUAGCCAGUCUCCAGAUCUCAACCCCAUAGAAAAUCUUUGGAGGGAGUUGAAAGUCCGUGUUGCCCAGCGACAGCCCCAAAACAUCACUGCUCUAGAGGAGAUCUGCAUGGAGGAAUGGGCCAAAAUACCAGCAACAGUGUGUGAAAACCUUGUGAAGACUUACAGAAAACGUUUGACCUGUGUCAUUGCCAACAAAGGGUAUAUAACAAAGUAUUGAGAAACUUUUGUUAUUGACCAAAUACUUAUUUUCCACCAUAAUUUGCAAAUAAAUUCAUUAAAAAUCCAACAAUGUGAUUUUCUGGAUUUUAUUUUCUCAUUUUGUCUGUCAUAGUUGACGUGUACCUAUGAUGAAAAUUACAGGCCUCUCUCAUCUUUUUAAGUGGGAGAACUUGCACAAUUGGUGGCUGACUAAAUACUUUUUUCCCCCACUGUAUAUGUUUAAAGUAAUGUGAAUAAAUUAUGGUUAAUAAGUGAUAAGCAGUAAUGGGUGGUCACUGCCAUCAUGGAACUUUUAUGAAUUGUUUUAUUCUGUGUUACAGCAUUCAACCCACAUAAUGCAUAGCGCAUUUAAUGUAUACAAAAAAAAUAUAUGAAAUCGAAAGCUGGCACCUGGGUUCAAACCUACAACCCUGUGCUUAUCGGGGUGAGAUUCUUGCACCAGAGCCACAAACUAUUUUUGUCUAUUUGACAUUGACAGUUGCAGAAACGUACAAGAAAUUAGGUUUGAACCUACAAACACUUGGCCGCUAGACAGGGAUUUAACGAUUGGACCACUGUCUCCUUCACAUUCUUUACCCGGCUCUUUGUAUAUUUGACAUAGACAAUUGUGGAAACGUACACAACAGCACAAGAAAUUAACUUUGAACCUACAUCUCGGGUGCAAGGCAGGAAUUGAACCACCGACUCCUUCACAUUUUCUACUCUUCGUAUAUUUGACGUUGAGGUUUGCGCAAGAGAUGAGGUUUGAACCACCAACCUCUGUCUGUUACAUGGCUCCUAGUAUAUUUUACAUUGAAAGUUGUGCAAAAAAUGUUUGAACCCGUAGAUUAGCAUGACAGUUCUUGAUGACAUAUGCACUCUACUAAGUUUGAGGGCAGCGUUUUAACAGUUGAACCACAAACUCUUUUUGCAUAUUUGACAUUGAGAUUUGCAGAAAUGUACACAAAAGCACAAGAUAUGAGGUGUGUUAGUCAUUAUAUUCUGUGAUGUCUCUGUCCUGGCCCCACCUUGCCCAACUGUUUCUCAGCCAGGGAGAAGGAGUCCAUGAAGGCCUGGGCAAUGACGGACAGACAGCCGUCCAGGGGCGGGGUCUUCUCCAUGUCGAAUACAAACUGGGGGUUCUUCAGGAUGUUCACCCAG